AUGGGUAGUGACGAAUAUGCAGUUAUUCUUCUCCAUGAAGGACGAUAUGCAAGAUCCUCAGUUGACCAUACCUAUCGCAAAUGUAAUACAAUACUUAUUCGCGGCCCGGCAGGUUCGUUUGUAGUGAAUCCAGGCUCUGUUUGGAAUGGUCCUGACUUAUUGUCUUCGCUGAAGUCUGUUGGAGUGCAUGAACCUGAGAGGGAAAUAAAAGGAGUCAUAUGCACUGAUGGUCAUGCUGAGCAUGUUGGUUGUAUGAGCAUAUUCAGUUCCGCUGACAUGAUGAUAGUUGGAUACGACAUACAAAAGCGUGGGGAUAUGUUUUUGGAGCAUGAUUUUUGUGAUGGUAUUUCACCUUACGAAUUCGAUGAGAACUUUUAUGUUAUUGGAACUCCUGGCCAGCGUGGUCCUCAAGUCAGUCUAGUGGUAAAUGGACGUCUUGUAGAUUCGAAGAAUGGCAACAGCUGUGAAUCAUGUCGUAUAGCAGUUACUGGCAACUUAUUUACAGACAUGCAAGACGCUAGUCGCGUCAGCUUUUUUGACACUUUGGAAGGAAAUCACGGAGAGGUUAACUGUGACAAAGAAAACAUGAUCAAUUGUUGGCGUCGAAGUCGGGGAUACAUCUUAGAGCGAGCAGAUUGGAUAGUUCCUGCAUACGGUCCUCCUUUCAAGGUAAAACCGGAGUACUGCUUGACACCAUGUGUUGAACUCGCCUAA
This is a messenger RNA of Trichobilharzia regenti, 714 nucleotides long. The record is from the annotation of a GenBank genome assembly. Lineage: Eukaryota; Metazoa; Platyhelminthes; Trematoda; Strigeidida; Schistosomatidae.